This is a messenger RNA of Alternaria atra, 366 nucleotides long. RefSeq lists its product as uncharacterized. The coding region runs from base 1 to 366 and encodes 121 amino acids. The record is from RefSeq and is a predicted model, not a curated record. The transcript has 2 exons. Lineage: Eukaryota; Fungi; Ascomycota; Dothideomycetes; Pleosporales; Pleosporaceae. Gene Ontology annotation, cellular component: membrane.
AUGAUCAAAACACUACUUUUAAUCCUUAUUACAAUCUUCAUUCCACCUGUUGGAGUCUUCCUCGUAGCAGGAUGCGGCGCCGACUUCUUUAUCAACCUGCUCCUCACGAUCCUGGGCUACUUCCCCGGCCACAUCCACGCUUUCUACAUCGAAUAUGUGUACAUAAAGCGACGCGACGAGAUACGCGCUGGUAUCUACGAUGCGCGCCCUGCGCCGGGUGUUUACAGUCAGAAAGUGCAAAAUGGAGGACAUAAGACCAUGCCUGUUGCGCCUGCGUCUGCCGGUGUCGAGGCGGGUUAUGGGGGUGUACCGGCACAGCAGGGUUAUGUGCAGGAGCAGCAGCAGGGAUACGGGACAGUGCAUUAG